Messenger RNA from Aspergillus puulaauensis, 582 nucleotides. It is a transcript of the gene RPS9, whose product is annotated as 40S ribosomal protein uS4. Gene Ontology annotation, molecular function: rRNA binding; structural constituent of ribosome. The record is from RefSeq and is a predicted model, not a curated record. Gene Ontology annotation, cellular component: cytosolic small ribosomal subunit. The coding region runs from base 1 to 582 and encodes 193 amino acids. Gene Ontology annotation, biological process: positive regulation of translational fidelity; translation. Lineage: Eukaryota; Fungi; Ascomycota; Eurotiomycetes; Eurotiales; Aspergillaceae. The transcript has 6 exons.
AUGGCCCCCGUCCCUCGCGUCUACUCCAAGACCUACAAGGUCCCUCGUCGUCCUUUCGAGUCGGCUCGUCUUGACUCGGAACUGAAGGUUGUCGGCGAGUACGGCCUGCGCAACAAGCGUGAGGUGUGGCGUGUCCAGCUUACCCUGUCCAAGAUUCGUCGUGCUGCUCGUGAGCUGCUCACCCUCGACGAGAAGGACCCCAAGCGUCUUUUCGAAGGUAACGCUUUGAUUCGCCGUCUGGUCCGCAUCGGUGUGCUCGAUGAGUCCCGCAUGAAGCUCGAUUACGUCCUUGCCCUUCGUGUCGAGGACUUCUUGGAGCGUCGUCUCCAGACCUGCGUGUACAAGCUUGGUCUCGCCAAGUCUAUCCACCACGCCCGUGUCCUGAUCAAGCAGCGCCACAUCCGUGUUGGCAAGCAGAUCGUCAACGUCCCCUCCUACAUGGUCCGCCUCGACUCCCAGAAGCACAUCGACUUCUCUCUCACCUCUCCCUUUGGUGGUGGCCGCCCCGGUCGUGUCCAGCGCAAGAAGGCUGCCGCCGCUGCUGGCGGUGGUGAUGACGAGGCUGAGGAGGACGAGGAGUAG